AUGGUCGAGGCAUUCUUGCGCCCUAUGGUCUUUGGUCUUCUGUUCAUCCUGAUUAGUCUCGUCAUUUACAAUGUCCGCUCAAGAUCGAAACUGCACACCCUCCCACUUUUGAACUCAAGAAAGGGAGAGUGGUUUCCAUAUUACCGCACAAGGUUCAGAAAUACCACUGCGCUCAAGGAUGCUCUAAAGUUGGCGAGUGAAAAACACAAGAACGAGACAGUGCUCCUGGCAGUAGGCGGCCAUACAGAUCUGGCGCUGCUGCCGAAUAAUGAAACGACAUGGGUCAUCAAGCAGCCAGAGAACAUUUUGAGCAGACAUGCUCAGACUAGGGAAGAGCUCGCCAUCGACUAUGGCACCUACUUUGAUGAGAAGACCUUCCAUGCGUCGACCCCAAACCAAAUCAUUAACGGCAAGCUGAACGGCCAGACCGGCAACCUUAUCCCCAUUGUCCUGGAGGAACUGAACCACCACAUCAUUCGUGUCUUGGGGAGUGAUACGACCGACUUUCACGAUGUUUGCGUGUACGAGGCACAGCAAGCGGUUGAGUGCCAAGUCUCGGCGCGCGUCUUUUCAGGCGAUCCUGGCUUCAUAAUGUCAUUUCUGGGCUCUGGGGUCUUUCUGGGCUUCUUGCCCAAGCCAUUUAAGAUUCUUGCGGCACCUUUUGCCACAUUUCCGACUCGAAGAUACGAGAAAGCCUUCACUCGCCUUGUUCGGCCUGGUAUAGAGAAGAGGCUGAAGCAGCACGAGCAAAGGCUAGCCAGUGGCCCCGAGAAAACUGCUAUGGACCCUGAGCCCAACGACUUUCUGCAGUGGACCAUCAACCACGCUAUGAAGACGGGUGAUCCGCACUUCUACAAGGUGGAGACACUUGCUGGUCUACAGCUCCUGCUGAAUUUUGCUUCCAUUCACACGUCGACAUUCGCCAUCACCCACGCCAUACUAGACUUGGCCUCAUCCAAGCAAGAGUAUAUUGAUGAGCUACGCGAGGAGAUCACCACCGUCCUGGCAGAGCACGGCGGCACAUGGAGCAAGCAAGCCCUCUCGAAAAUGGACAAGCUCGACUCGACCAUGCGCGAGAGCCAGCGCCUCAACAUGCCCUCUCCCAUCGGCGUGCUACGCAGAGUCGUGGCCCAAGACGGGGUCACAACGCCCUCUGGCAUCCACUUACCCCAGCACUCGGUGAUCGCAGUUAAUGCAUGGGCCAUUCACGAUGAUGAGAAGAUCUACGGCGCCCACACGGACCAGUUUAAGCCGUUUCGCUUCGCCGAGAAGCGCGCUGACGAAAACAGCGACUAUCUCGAGCGGGCGCGCCAGAAUUGGGCUACUACUAGUGCUGAGUAUCUUUCUUUUGGCGCAGGCAGGAGUGCUUGUCCGGGCAGGUUCUUUGGUGCGGCGAAGGUCAAGUUGAUGCUGGCCUAUAUUCUGAUGCAUUAUGAUUUCGAGAUACAGGAGAAGCGCCCAAAUAAUGUCAUCUUUGGAUUGAAUGUUCUCCCCCCGAUGAAGGCUACUAUAAGAAUUAAGAGAAGGGAGAAGGUGCCUGUAUUUUGA
Molecule: messenger RNA, 1548 nt
Organism: Diaporthe citri
Lineage: Eukaryota; Fungi; Ascomycota; Sordariomycetes; Diaporthales; Diaporthaceae
Exons: 3
Coding region: 1-1548 (515 amino acids)
Molecular function (GO): iron ion binding; heme binding; oxidoreductase activity, acting on paired donors, with incorporation or reduction of molecular oxygen
Source: RefSeq, a predicted model, not a curated record